Ascoidea rubescens DSM 1968 is the source of this 1151-nucleotide messenger RNA. It is a transcript of the gene SNP1, whose product is annotated as U1 snRNP complex subunit SNP1. Gene Ontology annotation, cellular component: U2-type prespliceosome; U1 snRNP; precatalytic spliceosome. Gene Ontology annotation, biological process: mRNA splicing, via spliceosome. The record is from RefSeq and is a predicted model, not a curated record. Lineage: Eukaryota; Fungi; Ascomycota; Saccharomycetes; Ascoideales; Ascoideaceae. The transcript is spliced from 2 exons. Gene Ontology annotation, molecular function: U1 snRNA binding; mRNA binding. The coding region runs from base 153 to 1088 and encodes 311 amino acids.
AGUGAUAACGUAAUUCAACCGUUUUUGUACGGCACGGAUUUCAAGGAUUUGUUUACGAUUUUUUGAGAUGAAGCACUGUGCAUUUCAACAAUACUCUGCAAUUUUACUUCAUCCAGAUCCAUCACACUAUCAACAAAAGAUAUCCAGACAACAUGUCCAAUUCUGAUUCUUUGUUACCAAGGAAGAUAUCACAGCUAUUUGAACCAAGACCUCUAUUAAAAUAUGUUCAGCCAAUUGAUGUCGCGCCACAAAAACGCUCGAAUCAAAUUAUAUCUGGGAUGUCUUCACUAAUUCAUGACAAUGUAUUGAAGGAUUAUAUUGAAAAUGCGAAGUAUGAGCCAACUGAGGGUUUACAGCAAAAGCAAAUACGUGAAAAAAAAGAGAAAAAACGAUUAUUAAAUGAAAAAUUGAAAAAAGAUUUGGAUAACUGGCAUCCCAAUCACGACUCGCAAAUAAUUGGGAAUCCUUUUAAAACAUUAUUUUUGUCGAGAUUACCAUAUGAUAUAUCAGAAGAUGAUCUACAUAAGAUCUUUGAUCAAUAUGGUGAAAUAAAAAGAAUUCGAAUAAUUGAAGACAAAUAUAACAAGAAUAAAAAAAAGGGGUAUGCCUUUAUUUUAUUUGAAAGAGAAAGUGAUUUUAUUCAAGCGUUAAAUAGCUGCAAAAAUUUAAAAAUCAAAAAUCGAUUAAUAAUAGGUGACAUUGAAAGAGGUAGAAGAAUGAAUAAUUGGUUGCCAAGAAGACUAGGAGGAGGAUUGGGUGGUAGAGGUUAUACGAAAAGAGAUUUUUUGAGCUCAUCAUUUCCAUCUAAUCCCACCAAUUUAUCACAUUCUUCACCCUCGAGAAAUAGAUAUCAUGGUAAGCCUCCAUCAUCAACGAUGAGAAAUAACUAUAGUAGUUAUAAUAAUCCUAUAAACUCGAGUUAUAAAAGAGAAUAUAAUUCUGGUUCUAAUUUUGACUACCGCCAAAGAGAUUCUAUGAGGGAUUCUACCAGAGAUCCAAUGAGAGAUAGAGAAAGAGAAAGAUAUAGGGAGAAAAAAAUACAACAUGACAAAGUUUAUAAUCAGAUGAACCCAAGAUCUUAUUAUUAAGAACUAAAAUCUAUUUUAUUUUUUAUUAUUUUUUAUUAUUUUUUAUUAUUUUUUAUUAUUUUU